Messenger RNA from Clonostachys byssicola, 810 nucleotides. The record is from the annotation of a GenBank genome assembly. Lineage: Eukaryota; Fungi; Ascomycota; Sordariomycetes; Hypocreales; Bionectriaceae.
AUGGCCGCAUCCAACAGCAGCGCCUAUCUAGACCUGUUCGGUGGCACCCACAAGUGGGACGCUUCCGAAUGGGUCACCUCUGAUGAUCGCGUUCGCGGCGGUUCCAGCGUCUCCCGCCUGGCCGUGUCCGACGACGGCCGAGCUGCGACAUUCACCGGGCACCUGGACACGUCGACCCUGGGCGGUGCGGGCUUCGCUUCCCAGCGCACCCGGGGUACGCUCCACCAGGACCUCUCGGCGUACGAUGGGCUGCUCAUCACCGUGACGGGUGGUGACUCAAAGCGCUACGCUGUUACGCUCAAGGAUGAGAUCCCCGGCCGCCGGGAUGAUGGCCGCGACCUCAGCGGUGUGAGCUGGGAGGCCGACUUUGCUCUUGGUAGUGGUGGUGAGGGCACCAAUGAGGGCUCGCAUGCCGAUCAACAGACGGAAACGACGACGACAGCGUCUGCGACUGACGGCCAGCAAGUGUAUCUGCCAUGGGGACAGUUCAAGGCCACCUAUAGGGGCAGGCCCAAGCCAGAUGCAGAGCCACUGGAUCUAACGGAUGUCAAACGCUUUGGCAUCAUGAUGCGCAGCAUAAGCAUCUCCUCGAUCGCGGCUACCAAGAGCUCCGGGGCCGAACACCUCAACAACAGGAGUGCGUUUGAUGAAACUGAGGAUGAAGACGACCAGGCAGCGCUUGAGAAGCGCGCACAGGGUACCCUAAACGAGAUCAAGACACCCAACCAGGAAGGAGACUCUCCAGGGUCGAAGACGUCGGCGACCUCGCCUCCAGUGGGGUGGAGGCGUGCAUUCUGCGGCUUCAUCUAA